Molecule: messenger RNA, 4181 nt
Organism: Coregonus sp. 'balchen'
Lineage: Eukaryota; Metazoa; Chordata; Actinopteri; Salmoniformes; Salmonidae
Source: the annotation of a GenBank genome assembly
ACAGCUCGAUGCAGAUAGGUGAGAGAAGAAGGGUGAAGUCAGAGUGAGAGAGGAGAAGUCACGGGACGCAGCAUGGUGAGGUGUUGGAAACGUUCAGAAACCACCGGGUUGGAGGACUCACAAUGCAUGGUAGGAGUGGGACAUAUCUGUACCUCGCUCAGUGGUGGUUUAAAUGAUCUGUGGAAAAAUUCUUUAUUAGCCUCAUUGAGUUUGUUGCUCUUGGAAAAGUUAUUUUCAUACAGGUAGAAAGACUAAGUUGUGGUAAUGUUAUUUGUGCUAUACUCAUAGAGCAGGGUUCCACAACUGGUGGUUUUAUUUGGCCCCCCAAGUUUUCUGAGCAAAGAAUACCAGGAAAUCAGCUACAAGUGAUUUUAAUUUUGGAAAUCUGUACCCAAGUAUUCCCACGCAUAAUAGAGAGAGAGAGACAUGAUCGUAUACAAAUGUAAGCAAGGUUUGAAAUGAUUAUGUUUUAGUCAAAUAUUAUAUCUGUUUGGGCUUGCAGUCAAUUUGCAGUCUACAAAUUAUUUGUCAUUAUGUUCCGGCACCCUGACCAUCCGCUCAAGAAAAAAACCCGUCCUCGUCUGCAUCUAGUUGUUGAUCCCUGUCAUAGAGUAUAGUGUGUCAUUCUAUUUCAGUUGUAGCAAACUUGUUGUUGAAGUCAACAAUAUUGUUGUUGAAUCCAGACAAGAAUGGCUAUGUAGAUUGUGAUAAGCUGUCGGUGUGUAUGGUCUCCUCAGGACGAGGGUCCAACAGUGUCCUGCCAGUUCCCACACAAGUCAUUCUGGGUGAUCCUCAGUGCCACUCUCCUCCUGGUCAUCAUCGCCCUUGGCGUCAUGGGGCAUCUAUGGGUCAAACAGCCCGACGCACAGGUUGGAGACACAACUCACACCUGAUUCACCUGUCGGAACACGUUGCUUUGUAUUUGGCAUUAAAACUGUGAGGUGUUGUAACCCAAUCUAACAUAGACGCACACAUGACUGUAGUUGAUGUACAAAUUAUUCGCUCACACUUGUACAAUCACAAUGUUGAUGGUGAGUUUACAUUGAGUAAACUUACAGUAUCCCUCUAUCUGUGGUCUUUACAGGUUGUCAGAAUCACAGUUCAGGAUCUGACUGGAACCCUGAUCAACCAAUCAGCAUUGGUGGACAAGCACAACGACCUUGUGACCUAUUCUGUGACCUCACAGGCCAACCACACAUCCACUGUGCUCUUUGACAUCAAACAUGUAAGAAGCAGACCUUUAUUUGUGUGUUUAAAGUAUAUUGAACUGAGGCAAGCUGCAGUGAACCUUUCUAAUUGUAUGGCUGUUUCCUUAUUCAACAUUGUUGUCUAGAAAGUUUCCCAUGCUCGAACUGAGCUUCAUGGAUGCUGAACUGACAUUGUCUUAUGUUUGUUUGUGCAGGGUUUGAUAUGUUACAAACAUAUUAACCAGGAGACUUGCUACCUGCGUAAGAUGGAGAGAUCUGAUUAUGAAAACGUGCAGUCCCUUCUCCAGCAAUCAAUGGAAAAGGUAAAGAUGUUUCACCUUUUCAACUUAUAACAGCAUAUGAAACAUACUAUUUUGGAAUUCACUUCAUAUGAGUCUGUUACCAUGCAGUAGAAAUAUGUCACAUAGGGACUUAUUGGCAUGGCAACAACUAAAGAGUAUUCAGAAACACCCUACUGUGUCAGCCGGCUCUCAGUUGAGGGUGCCCUGUUACCUUACACUGUUGCUACUGUGUGAAUUGGCAGUGGGGGUGGAUAAUUGUAAGUGACUCAUAGCUUAGUGCCAUCUCUGUCUCACUCCAUGACCAGCCAGUAUCAAUUGGAUUUAGGGGUGUUGAUUUGAGCAUCCCUCUCCUCUCCCAGUCCAGAGAAUGAGAGUGGGGUAAUAGACCGAACAAGGCCUUAAAUACUUAUAGUGUAGUGAGUCUCUCUAGGACUGAAUUCCUCAGGGCAUCUGAUCCUCCUAGACCCCUCUCUCCCCUGGAUCCCCUUACAGGUUGGGACAGCAGUGAGACUCAGACCUGCACAAUGGCCACUCUGUCUGGGGAUACUGGGUUUGUUAAGGCUUCGCUGGGCUGGAGAAAGAGGCGAGACUAUGGUUGGUUAGUGAGGGAAGGGCCAGUCCGACAGUCGACAUCUUUAAUGAGGUGUGCUUUUUGGCUAUGUUUGGUAAGUGUCAAUGGUCAUUACAAAAUGAAUGGGUUGCUUUUAUGCUGUGGUACUGUGCAUCUACAGAGCCAUGAUGAUAUCUAGCGGUGUCCUUGCUGGCUAUUUGUUUAUUUCGAGUCGAUUACUUGCUCAUAUCAGAUUGAAUCAUGGUUAUCGGGGCCUAGGCUAAUUCAUGUAUUCACAAGAGCUUGUGUAUGAUUACUCAUGUCAUUAGUUAAUUACCGGUUCAUUACCUCAUAGUUAUGGGCCAUUGUGCAGCUGGACUCAUUCAAUCAUUAAUUGGUUGUACAGACUUUAGUUACAUAUAAACUCUGGCUCAAAAGAGAAAUAUGCCAUGUAUGCCAAAAUCCCAAGUGUUUCAUCCUUUUCUUAUGCUAUCUGAUAGAAACAUAGUCGUUUGUAUUUGAGUUCUGACUCUCACGGUAUCAAGUAUCUCGUAGAACUAGACUUUAGCACGAGAACCACCCACUGAUUGUGGUCAUUAAGUGUCUGAUUUAUUGGAUAGACUUAAUCCACAUAGAAAAGGCUGGGCCUUUCUGAGGUCAAUAUCUCUGUUCUGCAGCAUAAUGCUCUUUAGAGUGGAGGGAAACAGGUUGUUAGAAGGUUCGCUCAGGCAUAACAGCACUUUAAGUGGUCCCUAUCGGACUCAUCACCAGUGUAAAUGGUGCAAUUACUAAAUGGCCUUUUUGCCAAAGGAGAGACCAGAGCUGAGAAUAAUGCAGGGUUGAGUGUAUAACCUGGCAAAGACCACUGAAGUGAUCUAAUAGAGAGAUACUGCUCUAUAAUGGCAGCUUGAGUUUCAUGUCUGCCAAAGCAGACUAUUCUAUCGUUAUACUGUAUCUAAUCUUAAUUGACACAACUUGUAUGUGUUGUUACUUAUUUGUUGUUAGAAAAACCUUUGGUGUCCCUGUAGCUUGUUCUCAUCAUUCAUAAUCCUGAGAAAAAUGUGUUCCUACUAUUACAAAUGUGUUAAUCUUCUGCCAGGAGAACCAGUUGGUGUUGUUGGGGAAUGAGACCCAGAGACAGACUGAGUUCUUGGGGGUGAUGGGGGGCAGUCAGGUGGACGUGUCCACCCUGGAGGGUCCUCUACAGGCCCUGUGUCAACACAGCUCCAUCCACUGGACCAGGAGACAAGACGGUGAGACCAGGGAGUGGGACUACCCUUCUUCACAUCAUUACAGCUAAAUACACAUUCACUUGCCUUGGCAUUUAUACAAUGACAUAUGCAUUUAUGACGAAACUGUGGAGUGUUCUAUUUAAAGUGGGUCCAAUUUUAUAUUCAAUUCUGGGAUAAAUCAAUAGUCAUAAUUUAUACAAAGGAAACACCAGGGGCUCUUUUGUAAAAUAGGUUCCUCAGACUGAGGGAGCUCCCUCCCUGUGUCUUCGUGUGUUGGCAGCUCUUUCUAGAAUAGGGCAGAGUGAGAAACAUAAUCCUAAACUACUGUGCUGUGUGACCUUUGCAGUGUCGCAGCAGUAAACCUUUACACUUUUCCUCAAGUAGGAUUUUACUGGGUGACUUUUACGUGGUAUCUUUACUUUUACUCAAGUAUGACAAUUGGGUACCAUUUUCACCACUGCAAAACCCCAAAGUAUGCAAGUCAACUACCGCCUGUUAAUGGAACUGUAUUUCCACAGAGUUUUACUCACUUGGUGAUUCAGAGUAGCCAUCCUCUCAAAUAGUUAGCUAUCAGUGCUCUCCGCUAUAGUAAGAGUUAGAUACUGCACUAGUGAUCUACCUGCUACAGUUAGUUAGCAUAAUGUUAAACGGAGGUGCUGUGUGACCUUUGCAGUGUGGCAGAAGUAAAUAAGAAGCACAACCUUUAGGCUGAACUCACUGCUAUUUUUACUUAAGUACUUUACACCACUGGGGUUUUGUUGGUCUUUGCUACCAAACUGCCUGUUCAGUAACGGACCCUCUCUCCUUCUUUGAAGGUCCAGGUAAACAGCGUCUGGUCUACUUCUGCAUUGACAUCUGCUUCCCUAGUAACAUCUGUGUGUCCGUCUGCUUCUACUACCUGCCGGAGUGA